AUGAUCUCCUUUACUACUGCUUUUGUCGCUGCUGCGGCUGUAGCUGGCGUUUUCGCCAGCCCUACUGGAGCAGCACCUGCUGAGCUCACCAAGCGCAAUAGUCCCAACGCUCAAAUCAAACCCUCUUUCUUCCGUCAUCUCCCUUCCUUCAAGAAUCAAUUCAAAACAUCUGCAUCCUCAAUUCUUCAUAUUCCCUGA
Botrytis deweyae is the source of this 198-nucleotide messenger RNA. RefSeq lists its product as uncharacterized. Lineage: Eukaryota; Fungi; Ascomycota; Leotiomycetes; Helotiales; Sclerotiniaceae. The transcript has a single exon. The record is from RefSeq and is a predicted model, not a curated record. The coding region runs from base 1 to 198 and encodes 65 amino acids.